Messenger RNA from Ceutorhynchus assimilis (cabbage seed weevil), 2473 nucleotides. The record is from the annotation of a GenBank genome assembly. Lineage: Eukaryota; Metazoa; Arthropoda; Insecta; Coleoptera; Curculionidae.
UUUCAUAGUCCGACAAUGACCGAAACUAUUAAAAACCUCGAAUCGGUUUUUCGUCCGAAAGUGUUGAAACCGGGAAAAACCAUUACCCGGUACGAUAUAGAAAAAAACGUAACGGCGGCCGGCGAAAAUUACGGCUCGGUUUUAUUAUCCGUGGACGUAACCAUAAAAGAUGAUACCGAUGGAAAACCUGAAAUCGUUCGGGCUGUUGCGAAGACAGUGCCAAAAAACGACUUUAUUAAGAAUUUUUUCAUGUCCUCUUUGACGUUCAAGAAAGAACUCGGUUUUUAUAGCACGAUCGUGCCGACUUUGAGGAAAUUUCAAUUGGAUCAUGGAGUGGAAAGUCUGAUUGAUUUCACGGCCGAUUUUUACGGCGGCAGAUUGAGUUUGAACCAGGAAAUGCUUACAGCUGACGAGAAUGCUGUGAUUCUAAUGGAGAAUUUGAGAGCAAAAGAUUAUCAGAUUUUCGAUAGGAUGACAGGAUUUGAUUUUGAUGCUGCAUGUUUAGUGAUAAAGAAUCUAGCAUUAUUCCACGCAGUGCCCUUGGCAUUGAAACUGAGAAAUCCUGCCCUAUUCAAGGAAAAAAUCGAACCCUAUUUGGAAUUUGCGGACGUUUUUUCCCAGUCAGUAUCCGAAGAUAUGAAAAAAGAAUCGAUAGAAGAUAUCCUAAGUUUGGCCAAAGAAAAUCCCGAAUGUGUUCCGUAUCUGGACGCGCUGAAGAAAAAGUGUGAAAAAUGUUAUCGUUUACAUAGCGAGGCUGCCAGGAGAAUGGAAAAAGAACCUUUCGCCACCGUUACCCAUAACGAUUUGUGGGUGAACAAUUCAAUGAUGAAAUUGGGAGAAAAUGGAAAACCGAUACGAAAUAAAAUUGUGAGUAUGAUCGACUACCAAUUUAUCAAUUACGGGUCGCCAGGAAAAGACCUUAUUUUCUUCAUCUUCAACAGCGUGAAAAACGAAAUAAUCCGAACCAAGUACAACGAAAUGAUCCGUUUAUACCACCAAACAUUCACUACAGCUUUAAUCCAAUUAGGCGUAAACAUUCGUAGAUUUUCUUGGGAGAAUUUUCUAGAAGAACUAAACCAAGCGGCCGAUAAUACGUUCGUAAUAUGUCAAUGCUUUGUGAUGCUGCGACCAAUUUUUGCUGUCAAAGAACUCGCAACCGAUGUCGAAAAUUUACGUAACGAUAAUAUUUUGCAGUACAAAGGGGCAUCGGUCGAACAUAAACAGAAACUUUACCAUUUGAUUGAGGAGUUUGCUAAACGGAAUUGGUUACAGUGAUUUAUGUGUUUUAGAUUAAAAACUAAUACAGGCAUUAUACCAUUGACGUUUCUUUUAUAAAUAAAAAAUUAUAAUGCAGUACACGUUUAUAUAAGAUUGUCCAUCAUAAACCGCAAGCUUUAUUGUGAAUUCCGUUCGUCUCAUUCUUAUAUUGAAUUCGGUAUAAGGCUGCAAUGCGCUACGAGCCUCUGAUAAAUGAUUCUCUGGCUUCCGAAACUUUAUAUUAGUCCAUGUCGUGGAUACGGAAAAAGUUUAAUAAAGCCGUAUUGCGAAUCAAUAAUGCGUCAUUUAUAUUGGACUUAACAGAUCUCUGACACAAAUUAUGUCGUAGUUACCUAGAAGAUAAUGAUUAUAUCAAAAAGUUUUUUCCCAGGCAUCAAGAAUUACACAGCUUUUUAGUUUAAUUAGAUUUGCCUUUUGAAAACUAAGAACGUCAAAACUGAUAAUGCUCUAUUGCGAUUUUGGGGCCAAAUUUCGAAGUACAGCUGGCGUAAACUUAACAUGAGUAGGUACAGAGCUUGCUUCUAGUUGACAUUUUUAUUAAAUUUUCUACAAAAUGCUCAGUUUAUUGUUUCUAAAAUAACAACCGAACUACCUUUUGUUUGUGGGAACAUUGACAUACUGGCAUUGAACAACAAUUUAUUGAUAAGUAGGUACAGUGUGUUGUGAACCAGUGAAUUCAUUAUUACUUAUAUUAUCAAUAAUCCUAAUGUUCACUACAUUUUCUCUUCUCAAGUUCCACCAUCUGUGUAAUUAAGUCCCAAGUUUUAUUAUAACAAUACUUUAUGCUGUUAGGGUUCAAAGACGAUGCCGGCUAGAAUUAUUAUAUAAACAAUGUCCUGUUCACAUCAAAUUCUCGAAAGUCGGUACUUCUAUUGCAGAAAUCCCAAUUGUUGUAAAUAUAAAAACUAUAAAGUCAAAUACAGCCCAUGGGAAGUGGAAGUAGUCUUGCCGCCAAAGACAUAGUACCUUCCCAGGCCUUUUUUAUAAUACAGAUAGCGAGAAUUACAACCCCUAGGCUAAUUUUAGGUUUAUGAUUGUACAAACGUUUCGUAAUAUUUUAACACCUGGAAUAAAAUAUUUUGUUAGGAUAAGUUAAUUUUAGGAAAUUAUAAAAUACCCUUCUUUAGGGAGAUCCAAACUUGCCUUCCUUUAAGGGAAGGUAUUCAGAUUCCGAGCUCCACUCUGAACAGUCGGG